AUGCCUGUUUUAUUCUGUCCCGUGUGUGACUCGCUUUUGUCGAUUGAACAGUCUUCUAGUUGCUAUGCCUUAAGUUGUACGGAACCUAGUUGCGCUUAUCAAUGGUUUGUAAAUGGUGUUAUAUCUCAGGAUCACAUUCCUCACGCAGAUCUGAGGCUACGCCUUGAGGAGGAUGCCAUUUUUUCCACCGACGAUGCCUACAGCAAUGCUGCGACAAUUGAAGAAACGUGCCCCAAAUGUGGGAACAAAAAGGCAUAUUUCAUUGAAAUGCAGACUCGUUCCGCAGAUGAACCCAGCACCGUUAAGUAUUCCUGUACACAAUGUCACCAUAUUUGGAUUGAAAAUUGA
Rodentolepis nana is the source of this 348-nucleotide messenger RNA. The record is from the annotation of a GenBank genome assembly. Lineage: Eukaryota; Metazoa; Platyhelminthes; Cestoda; Cyclophyllidea; Hymenolepididae.